Molecule: messenger RNA, 3703 nt
Organism: Equus caballus (horse)
Lineage: Eukaryota; Metazoa; Chordata; Mammalia; Perissodactyla; Equidae
Gene: GPR135
Product: G protein-coupled receptor 135
Biological process (GO): G protein-coupled receptor signaling pathway
Cellular component (GO): endosome; plasma membrane
Molecular function (GO): G protein-coupled receptor activity
Source: RefSeq, a predicted model, not a curated record
CUGCAUAUGCCAGUAACACCCACAGCGAGCAAAGCGCCCCCCACAAAGGCCUCCCGUAGGGCCGUUGCGUCCAACAAGCGAGCUCUCGAGCGUGCGCACCCGGGGCAGGCGGGCGUUUCUGCGCGGGAGCCCCGCCCCGCUCUGGGGCCGGUGCGGGUCACGGAGGAGGCCUCCCCGAAGCGCAGCCCCGGGCUGGGUGACCUGGGGCAGAGGCGAGGGCGCUGUCCGGGCGUCCCGCCCCGCGCUCCUGCGUAAACACGCGGUUCCCUCGGCAACGCCUGGAACCCACGUCAAAGGCUUCGCGGGGUCCCAGGCUACGGCCACCCGCUCCGGCGAGCCCGACUGCCAGCAGCGCCCUCGCCCGGCCUGAGCCCCUGCAGCUGGCGGCCACCCCCGGAGCGGGAUGAGCAGACCCGCCGCCGCGGCGGGGCCUGAUGGAGGAGCCGCCGCCGCCCCGCCCGCCGGUGAGCCCGGCCUGGCCGGGCAGCCCAGCCCCCGGCGCCCCCUCCCCGGCCGGCGGCCCUGGUGGCUCUUCGUCCACGGCGCCGGCGGCGGCCGUGCUCUCCUUCAGCACCGUGGCGACCGCGGCGGCCGCGGCGCUGGGGAACCAGAGCGACGGGAGCGGGGCCGGCAGCGUUGGCGCCCCGGCUGGCGGCGGCCCCGGAGGGCACGGGGCGGGGGCGGCGGCGGCGGCGGGGAGGCCCCCGCUGGGCCCCGAGGCGGCGCCGCUGCUGUCGCAUGGGGCGGCGGUGGCGGCCCAGGCGCUCGUCCUCCUGCUCAUCUUCCUGCUGUCUAGUCUGGGCAACUGCGCCGUGAUGGGGGUGAUCGUGAAGCACCGGCAGCUCCGCACCGUCACCAACGCCUUCAUCCUGUCCCUGUCCCUGUCGGACCUGCUCACGGCGCUGCUCUGCCUGCCCGUCGCCUUCCUGGACCUCUUCUCGCCGCCCGGGGGCUCGGCGCCCGCCGCCGCCGCUGCCGCGGGGCCCUGGCGCGGCUUCUGCGCGGCCAGCCGCUUCUUCAGCUCGUGCUUCGGCAUCGUGUCCACGCUCAGCGUGGCCCUCAUCUCGCUGGACCGCUACUGCGCCAUCGUGCGGCCGCCCCGGGAGAAGAUCGGGCGCCGCCGCGCGCUGCAGCUGCUGGCGGGCGCCUGGCUGGCGGCGCUGGGCUUCUCCCUGCCCUGGGAGCUGCUCCGCGCGCCCCGGGAGCCGCCGGCGGCGCAGAGCUUCCACGGCUGCCUGUACCGGACCUUCCCGGACCCUACGCAGCUGGGCGCGGCCUACAGCGUGGGGCUGGUGGUGGCCUGCUACCUGCUGCCCUUCCUGCUCAUGUGCUUCUGCCACUACCACAUCUGCAAGACCGUGCGCCUGUCGGACGUGCGCGUGCGGCCCGUGACCACCUACGCGCGCGUGCUGCGCUUCUUCAGCGAGGUGCGCACGGCCACCACCGUGCUCGUCAUGAUCGUCUUCGUCAUCUGCUGCUGGGGGCCCUACUGCUUCUUGGUGCUGCUGGCCGCAGCCCGGCAGGCCCAGGCCGCGCAGGCCCCCUCGCUCCUCAACGUGGUGGCUGUCUGGCUGACCUGGGCCAAUGGGGCCAUCAACCCUGUCAUCUAUGCCAUCCGCAACCCCAACAUUUCGAUGCUCCUAGGGCGCAACCGGGAAGAGGGCUACCGGACUAGGAAUGUGGACGUUUUCCUGCCCAACCAGGGCUCGGGUCUGCAAGCCAGAAGCCGCAAUCGCCUUCGAAACCGCUAUGCCAACCGGCUGGGGGCCGGCAGCAGGAUGUCCUCUUCCAACCCGGCCAGCGGGGGCGGAGGGGACGUGGCCAUGUGGGCUCGCAAAAAUCCAGUUGUGCUUUUCUGCCGGGAGGGGCCGCCAGAGCCUGUAACAGCAGUGGCCAAACAGACUAAAUCCGAAGCCGUGGAUACCAGCCUCUGAGAAGGGUUGGAAUGCCCCGCUUGUGAAGGCAAAUUUUCACCCGCUUUGUUUAAUGACACCGAAUUCCGCGGAGAAUCGUGUAUUUCAUAAAGCCAAACACCUAAAAAAGAGACAAAGGCGGAGGCUUGCCACUUCCUCUAACAACAUACAGGACAAUGUCUGCAUCUUCAAAAGUGCCAAAAGGACUGUAAGAUGCAAAAAUUAAAACAAUAUUGAACCACACAACCAUGCGUUGUGAACUGUAAGUGCCAAAAAUGACAAAAAUAAAAAUCACAAUUACUGAAAAGCUCAUACUACUGGAAUCACACUGUGAAACAAACAAAAAAAAAUUAUUUGAAUGCAACCUGUACUUGUUCAAAUACACUGUACAUAGUGUUUUAGGAAAGAAUGGAGACCCUGAGAAUUGCUUGAAGCCCCUCUAAAUCACCAGCAUUCAGCAAAACUUCAGAUUUCCAGAACUUGCCCCUCCGACACGUGCUGUGGGUGCUUAGGCUGGAAGGGGGUGAUUCCUGGCCUUACAAGCCUUGGUGGCCCGCCCCCUCCCCCACAAUAAGCUUUGUGGGAAAUUUAAAACUCAUAUCCCAUUUAAAGACAUUUUAGGAUUUUGAAAAGGUGGCUUACUGCUAUAAAACUCAGCCAUCUGAAAGGCAAAUAGAAGUAUGAAUGGAAAGAAAUGUGGCUGUUUAGAAAAGUAUUCCAAGAUUAUACUUAAAAAUGUCCCUCAUCUUACCCCCAAAAUUAUCUGCCUAGGGAGCUUUGAGGCUUUGCUCUUACUCUAACCGGCUGCUCUGUUUCUAACGAUCUGGGAUGCCACUCGCAGAAUGCUUUCAGAUUUUUUAAAAAGAGAGCUUUCGUAGUAGAAAGUCUUCGUCUUUUGAGGUAAGCUGAUUUUUGGACACGGCCAAAAAUGUAAUUUGAAGUCAAGUUGAUUGACUCAGGUGAGUAAUGCCACUUUUUUAUAUAUAAAAAAUGAGAGCUCUAUAAAGUAAGAAGAUUGGCUUUCCUAUGUGGUUUUUAAAUACUAAAGAUGAUUCUAAAGAGGAAUUCUAGAAAUAUUUUGAGAAGUGGCUGCAUUCUUGGAAUAAGCAUAGAGCUUUCCAAGAGGAUUAUCCUCUCCUGCAUUUGGAAAUUUGGGUACAUUUGUUUUUUUAAAACAAUGGAUUGUUGCUUUAUGGACAUGACUUGCCUAAAAUAAUGUAGUGUUUAUUGGAAAGAGAGAAUGGGGUGGGAUUAUAUGUAAUAAGGUAUUAAUGACCUAAGCAUAAAGUGAGAGAGGUGCUUCGAUCAAGCUGGAAAUAUCUUCAGAAAUGUGCAAAACAAAGAUGCUUUUUAAAAAACAUUUAAAAGCACGAGUUAGGAUUUGUGUGUGUGAAAUUUCUCACAUUAAAUCCCACUGUACACAGAAUCAUUUGCUCAGAAUUUUAUAAGAUGUUUUUGUGUUUUCUUCCUCUUUCUUUCCUUUCCUCCAUCUUGCCCCUCUUGUCUUCAAUUUUUCACAGCCUUAAAUGAAUAAAUACUUUAACCUAGAUAUGAAAUUAUAUCAGCCAUCAUAUAAAGAUUCAAUGUGAAAUAGUCACCUUUUUCUUGUAAAGUAUUUGAAGAUGUUUAUUGUACCUUAAUUUUUGUGUAAUAGUGGGUGUAUGUCAUUAUUUUGUAAGGAAAGAUGGAAAUAUAUGAUUCAUGUCAGAGCUAGAGAUGUUUUAAUUUUUCCCCUCCUCCAAGCAUUAUCACAAUCAGAAGUUAAUAAAUUAUCUGUAUAUAUCAUUACA